AUGUCUAGGACCUCUAAGCACCAAGAUCUUGAAAAAUACAGUGUUUUCAUAGCAGGCCUGAAGCAGAACUUGCUUCCAGAUGAUGUAGAUCAGUGUGUUGCAUUGGCUGGACAAGAGGCAAAUAUAUCCCAGAAAGAAGUGACUAUUACUGAUUUUUGGCACCUUGCCAGCCAUCAUAAACAGCUUGUUCCCCUGCAGCUCACCUGGGCUGUGCAUUCAUGCAAGAAGGAGAAAGGGGAUCAGAGCACUAUUCACCUUGCAAAGCAUUCAGUGGCCAGAGAUCUCAGUCUGCAGGAUGCUGCUGUACCAUUAGAUCAAGUGGUUGGGCAGAACCCUGAUAUUGCUGUUUCCCCAUACAAGAGGGGUAGGGUCCUUGUUGAUGCAAGUAAUGAAGACUUGUGUCCAAGUAAUGUGCCUUCAGUCAUUGUCCCAGCUCCUGGUGAGGACUGGUAUACAGUGGCUCCAGAGCAAAGUGCAAUCUUUGUCAACAGUGAAGGUGAAAUUGAACUGGCUGUUAUCUGUGGGUGCUCUGGUGGGCACCUUGAUGUACUUGAGUGUGUGAAUGUGGUCAUAUCAGAGGCUGUCAAUGACCAUAAGGGUGUUCAUCCUACCCAUGGGGGAGAGAUGAUCCAGUAUGGGUGGAAUGCUGGGGCUUGUCACCUGCAUGUAUUUGGAUUGGUAAAAAAUUUGAAGGAUAAGAAGCUCACAGACAAUGAGACUCUGCCAGAGGAAGUGGUAGCACCAACUAAGGCUGCCAUUGCAUCCUCAGGCUUGCCACCCAUGGCAAGUGAGUGUGAUAUCAAAGAAUGUGGUUACUACUUGGACCUCCCUGUUGGCUGUCUCAACUUUGGAAGUGCUGACCAAGCACCAGCUGAGGCAUACAUGAGUCAGAAUUAUACUGUUCCUAUCCACACAGAUCAGUUGUAUGCACCCUAUGCAUUCAACUGGGUCACUGAGCACAGGGUCUGUAACAGCAAGAUUGCAGAAACCAGUGCUAGGUCAGAUCAAAGUGGUCACCCAACUGGAGGUAACUAUGUAGAUUUCUCUCUCUGA
This is a messenger RNA of Pisolithus orientalis, 1053 nucleotides long. RefSeq lists its product as uncharacterized. The transcript is spliced from 10 exons. The coding region runs from base 1 to 1053 and encodes 350 amino acids. The record is from RefSeq and is a predicted model, not a curated record. Lineage: Eukaryota; Fungi; Basidiomycota; Agaricomycetes; Boletales; Pisolithaceae.